Phaedon cochleariae (mustard beetle) is the source of this 360-nucleotide messenger RNA. Lineage: Eukaryota; Metazoa; Arthropoda; Insecta; Coleoptera; Chrysomelidae. The record is from the annotation of a GenBank genome assembly.
GUCUUUAAAUUCACAACAAUCUGUAUAAUGGCCACUAAAGUAAAAAACGAACCUUUCGUAGCUUAUAGUGAAUCUGCGAUAAGAAAUAAUUUAUCAAUAGUUGAAUAUUGUAGAACCUCUGUUGCAGCAGUUUCAGGUUGUACUGCAGGUGUUCUUGGUUUGACGGGAUUAUAUGGUGCACUAUUUUUCAUUGUGGCUGUAACAGGUUUCUGGUUCAUGCUACUGGGCAAAGCUGGUAUUGAUUCCUGGAAAAAAUUCUUCAUAUCAAGAAAAUCUCUGCUAAUCAACGGAAUAUUUGGACACUUCUUCACCUAUAUUUUAUGUUGGACAUUCAUAUAUGGCAUGGUGCAUGUCUACUGA